Molecule: messenger RNA, 1935 nt
Organism: Penicillium arizonense
Lineage: Eukaryota; Fungi; Ascomycota; Eurotiomycetes; Eurotiales; Aspergillaceae
Exons: 9
Coding region: 1-1935 (644 amino acids)
Biological process (GO): transmembrane transport
Cellular component (GO): membrane
Source: RefSeq, a predicted model, not a curated record
AUGUCAGAGGCAGUCGAACCAUCGGAAUGGCAACCAGACUGGCUUUCUGAGUUGGUGAACAGAUCAACAAGAUCGGCCAUAUUAUCGACACCCUUUACAAGUGACCAGACAGAAGGACACCUCCCAGCACCAUCUGAACAGCAAAAUGAUCCAAUCAGUUCAGGGAACUCUGCCAAUGCGAGUCAACCGCCUCUCGCAGACUCCGAGUCUACUCAUAUCUUUGACUAUCGCGAAGAAACGCGUCUUCCUGUGACUCCCAGUGGAGAAAGAAGUGUCCGGAGGACAUUGAAAGGGAUACAUUUAUUUGUGCGUAUAGAAAUUCUCUAUCAUAAUGCGCCACGCUCAUCAAACCAGAUGAUCACAGUCAAUGCAACGCUCGGAACAGGACUUUACUGGCGUGGCGGUCAAAUACUUGAACUAGGUGGCCCCUUGGCAGUGCUUGUAUCUUUUCUCGUCGUUGGGUUGCUAUCAUGGGCCGUCAUGCAAUGCAUUACUGAAAUGUUGUGCAUUUGGCCAAUACCUGGCGCACUAUCGGUAUAUGUGAGCCAGUUCGUUGACGAAGAACUUGGUAUUACUGUCGGUAUCACUUACUGGUUCACAUACUCAAUGUCGUUCUCUACGUUAGUGGCAACCUCGGCCGCGGAAUUCAAUUUCUGGCGCGGUAUUAAUGACAGUCGAACUAUCCAAGGCGUGGUCAUAUACUUCUUGAUCCCACUCAUAUUGGUUCUCCUUAAUACAAUGCGUAUUCAGAUAUAUGGAUGGCUAGAGGUAGCUACAGGAAGUUUGAAGAUAUUCUUUCUUAUUUUCAUUAUCAUUGCCCUCAUCGCGAUCAACCUCGGGGCGGGUUCGAAAGAGAGCCUCCACUAUGGCGCUGAGAAUUGGGGCUCACCUACCGACUUCGAUAGAGAUGCAGCCGAUAACUGGGUCAUUUCCCUGCUCAUGAGUAUAUCAAUUGCAACGUUCGCAUAUGUAGGAGUUGAAGUCGUUUCCUCAUCUGUGCUUGAAGCAAAGUCACCAAAUCUUUCCAAGGGCGGAGGUAACCCGUUCAAGUUCUCUGCUAUCUACAUUCCAGUAUUCGCGACAGUUGCAUAUUGCCUCAGUGGGGUUCUCGGGACAUUGGAUAUUGCGUGGAACCAUCCUCAUCUUCCUCGACUUAGCUGGCUUCCACCGGAUCUAAACAAAGAUGACAAAUCUCCAAGUCGUGCUGCCUUUGUUGUGAUUGCUUUGGCUUCCAACAUUCCGGGGCUAGAUGACACUUUCAACGCUUUUCUGGUGUUUACCUGUCUUUCCUGCGCAGCCACUAAUCUAUACGUCGCCUCACGAACGUUGUUUGGUUUAACCAGUCGGUUGGAAGGUGGUGAAGGCCGGCGGUGGUACUUACGUGUCCUUGCUUCGUUUGGGAAAACGGAUGGUCGUCAGGUUCCUUUACGGGCUAUGAUAUUCUCUGCAGUUGCGUUCUGGUGGUUUGUUGAAGUGCUAAGUGAAAUGGCAUCUGUAAGUGUUUUGCACGUUUGGGCUUGCGAAUGUCUAGCAUUUAUUCGCUUCUAUCGGUGCAUCUAUCAACAUCGGGAAUAUCUUGAGCGUGAAAACAUCGCUCUGGUUCAGCGCUGGAGUGUAAAAAAUUAUUCCGACUACCCGUACCGCAGUUAUGGACAGCCACUGCUUGCAUAUCUAGCACUGUCUGGAUGUAUAUUUGUUUUGUUGGUGGCUAAUGGAGCUGCAUUGUGGAACGGCUUCCACCUUUUACCUUUCCUCGCCUCAUACCUAACUGUUAUUGUCUUCAUUGGCAUUUGGAUUCUGUUGAAGAUUUUUCGGUCGGCGCCGUGGUCUUUCGUCGAUCUUUCACAACCUAAAAGAGUUGCCGAGAUAUUCAGACAUCUGCAUGAUAUCCGUUUGGGUGGAACGGAUUCUACUGAGGAUAUUUCGGAAGGUUGA